AUGCGAUUCGCGGCGCCACCGCCGCGUUCCCGCGAUAUCUCACCGGUUCCUUCACCAUCUCUUUCACCGUUACUUUCACCGUCACUUUCACCGUCUUUUUCACCGUAUUCCGGUGUAUCUGAGGAGAUUCUUUCCCGUUCUUCGGAUCCUCCUCUCGAGUUUAGUCCUCCUUUGAUCGCCAUGGUGGUGAUUUUAGCCGCCGCUUUUCUUUUCGUUACCUACUCACGCCUCAUCUCCCGCCGUUUUCUUUCACCUCUUUUCCGUCGUUUUCGGCGGUGGCGAUGCCGUCGGCGCCGUCUUCUUCACCUAUCGUCGGCUUCCUCUGCUUCAACGUCAUCCUCCGAUCUUCGAUCGUUUUCCCCUUUCCCUUUCGACUCUUUUCACUACUCCUCGUACUCGCCUUACGGAUUAGAUGACUCGGUUAUCAAAACGCUGCCGCUUUUUCUGUACUCCGCCGCUGCUUGCACCGGGAAAAGCGUUUCUUCUCCUGCGGUUGGAAAAACUUCCGCCGUCGUCGGAGAUUGCCGAGAUUGCGCUGUUUGUUUGUUGGAAUUCGAGGAAGGGGAUUACGUACGAACGCUUCCGUUAUGCUUUCACGCUUUUCACCUUGAGUGCAUCGAUGAGUGGCUGCGAUCUCAUCCUAACUGUCCGCUCUGCCGUACGGCGAUUCUCGGAUCCGCGGCGGCCGGUGUUUUGGCGCCUAGGUCUCCGUUCGUCCCCUUAAUGGCUCCUCGAAUUCGGCCAAGCUUCGAUGACGAGACUAACGCGAUCAUCAUCCGCAGCGAAAUCCCGCGGCGGAGUAACUCCACCACAAUCGCUGCUGCUGCGGCAGCGACGAUCGAUCAAGAGAUCACGGUGUCAGUGGAAGAGCAAUCACCGGCCAUUUCUCGGUUCAGGGAGCUGAAGAGGUCCUACUCAUUCGAAUUCGAGAGGGAAGGAUCGGCAUCAGAGAGAGUGACGAUGGAAACAGCGACGGCAUCUUCUCCAUGGAGAUACCGGAGAUCUACGUGGAACAAGCAGCGGCAGUCUCCCUUCGGAAACCUAAUAUCGAAAUCUCGAGUGUUCUCUUCCCGGUACUACAGAGGCGCGAAAUCACCCUUCUUCCGGCGGCGAUCGGGAGUGUUCUUCCCGAUAUCGGAGCGGAUUCCAGCUACAGGAAGCUCAUCGCGGCGGACGAAAUCAAUGACGAGCCCGAUGUUCUUCCGUACGGCACCGCACGCAUCGAGCCGGCUAAGAUGCGGAGAUCCAGAGGCAUUGUUAUCGCCGGAGAGAUGGAGGAGAAGGGACACGUGUAGGGUAGAUAUGUAG
Molecule: messenger RNA, 1308 nt
Organism: Microthlaspi erraticum
Lineage: Eukaryota; Viridiplantae; Streptophyta; Magnoliopsida; Brassicales; Brassicaceae
Source: the annotation of a GenBank genome assembly